UGUUUGACCUUUUUGCUUUUUCACUUUUCCAAAAAUGUUUCUACACAGUACCAAUCUUUCUUCCACUGUUUGCUUUAGUUUGUGUCCAUAUCAUAGAAUGGUCCGUGUUGUAAAAUAAGUCAAAGUAUUCUUGAAUAUCGGAACCCUUCUGCUAGAUUGUCUAAUGUCAGUUUUUUUCUGGCACUCCUUUUUCUUCGUCUUCUUCCUCAUCAUCUGGCACUGGUUCGGCAGCGUUCAUCUCCAUCAAGUCGUCUUGUGUUAAUUCCUCUGGUGUGGUGUCUGAUAGCUCUUGAAUCCAAGAUCCAUGUCUUGAAACCCUUCAUCCGCUCCCCCCUUUUUGCCGUAUCCACAAUCUCUUUCAUGAUAUCCUUGAUUGACUUGGUCGUAAAUUCUGGGAAUUCAUGCACAACAUCUGGACACAGUUUUCUCCAGCAGCAGUUAUUGUUUUGGGCUUGGUGACUUUCACAGCCUUUUCUAUAACGAUGGCGUCUUCAGUGGUGUAAUUUUUCCAGACUUUCAUGAUGUUCUGUCUAUGAAGGCUCUCUUCCAUAGUGUUGACAGUCUUUUCUGUAGAGUACUGUGUAUAAUGAGCCUUAAAGGUCCUUAUGACCCCCUGAUCUAGAGGCUGAAUUAGAGACAUUGUGUUUGGGGGCAGGUGGACCACUUCGACACCUUUGGUGUUGAAUUCAUGGGGUUCUGGGUGGGCAGGGGUGUGGUCCAAUAUCAAAAGAACUUUAAAGGCUGUCCCUUACUGGCAGGGUACUUCCUGACUUCAGGGACAGAGCAUCAAUGGAACCAAUAAAAAAAAGGGUUCUCGCUGUCCAGGUCUUCUUGUACAACCAAAAGACUGGCAGCUGGGGUCUGUCUUUUCCCUUCAGGGCUCUAGGGUUAGCAACUUUAUAGAUAAGGGCAGUACUGAUCAUAAACCUGACUGCAUUUGCACAAAGCAGUAGGGUUAGCCUGUCCCUUCCAGCUUUAAAUCGUGUUGCUCACUUCUCUUUCUUACUAAUAUAUGUCGUUUCUGGCAUUUUUUUUGCAGAAUAGGGCACUUUGAUCUGCAUUAAAAACUUGUUCAGGCAGGUAUCCUUUCUCCUCAAUGAUUUUCUUAAUGGCUCUGGGAACUUGUCUGCUGCCCCUUGGUUGGCAGAACCUGCUUCUCCUGUUAUCUUGACACUUUCAAAGCCAAACCUCUUUCUACAAUUAUCAGACCAUCCUUUGCUGGCAUUAGAUUCUCUGGCUUUAGAGACUUCACCUUCCUUUUGCUUUAAGCUGUCAUUACAGUGACUUCAUUUUUUCUUGAAUUAUAUUGGAAUUUAUAGGUAUGCCUUUCUUAUAGCAAUCCUGCAUCCACAUAAGAGCUGCAUUUUCAGUGCGAGAUAAAAAGGUGUUUUGCAAAAAAUACAAGGUUUUCGAGCUGCUGGUGUAGCUGCAGCGAUAGAUUCAUGAAUUUCCUUUUUUUUUUUUUUUUUUUUUUUACAAUAGUCCUUACAACUGGAUUCAUUAAUCUUGAAUUGGAGGGCAACCACCUGCAGAUCUCAGUCUAUGCCCCACAGGAGACAGGAUCCGAAGCAAAGUUGAGCUGACCCGAUACCUGGGCCCUGCGUGCGAUCUCACCCUCUUUGACUUCAAACAAGGCAUCCUGUGCUAUCCAGCCCCCAAGGCCCAUUCCUUGGCCAUCCCCAGCAGGAAGCGGAAGAAGCCUUCGAAGCCAGCCAAGGCUCAGAAACGUCAGGUUGGACCUUCGAAGAGCGAAGUCAGGAAGGAGGCCCCAAGGGAUGAGACCAAGGCUGAUGCUGGCACAGUCCCAGCCUCACUUCCUGCGCCUGGGUGCUGUGAGAACUGUGGAAUCAGCUUUUCAGGGGAUGGAACCCGACGGCAGCGGCUCAAGACUCUGUGCAAGGACUGCCGAGCACAGAGAAUUGCUUUCAACCGGGAGCAGAGGAUGUUUAAGCGUGUGGGCUGCGGGGAGUGUGCGGCCUGCCAGGUAACAGAAGACUGUGGGGCCUGCUCCACCUGCCUUCUGCAGUUGCCCCAUGAUGUGGCCUCGGGGCUGUUCUGCAAGUGUGAGCGAAGACGGUGCCUCCGGAUUGUGGAAAGGAGCCGAGGGUGUGGAGUGUGCCGGGGCUGUCAGACCCGAGAGGACUGUGGCCGUUGUCGAGUCUGCCUUCGCCCUCCCCGCCCUGGUCUCAGGCGCCAGUGGAGGUGCGUCCAGCGGCGUUGCCUGCGGCACCUUGCACACCGCCUCCGCCGCCACCAUCAGCGAUGUCAACGACGCCCUCCCCUAGCUGUGGCUCCCCCUGCUGGUAAACACGGCCGCCGCAGGGGAGGCUGCGACUCCAAGGUGGCUCCCCGGCGGCGCCCCCCCCGAACCCAGCCACUGCCUGCACUUCCGCCCUCGCAGCCUCCAGAGUCUCCAGAGCUGCACCCCAGAGCCCUGGCCCCCUCGCCACCUGCUGAAUUCAUCUAUUACUGUGUAGACGAGGACGAGCUACAGCCUUACACGAACCGUCGGCAGAACCGCAAGUGUGGGGCCUGUGCGGCCUGCCUGCGGCGGAUGGACUGUGGCCACUGCGACUUCUGCUGUGAUAAGCCCAAAUUCGGGGGCAGCAACCAGAAGCGCCAGAAGUGUCGUUGGCGCCAGUGCCUGCAGUUUGCUAUGAAGCGGCUGCUGCCAAGUGUCUGGGCAGGUUCCGAGGAUGGCGCCGGGCCACCCGCACCUUACCCGCGUCGAAAGAGGCCUGGCUCUGCUCGAAGGCCCCGUCUGGGUCAGACCCCGAAGCCUCCCUUGGCCAUGCCCAUGGCCCAGCCAGACCGUGCCCAGACUCCAGUGAAGCAGGAAGCAGGCAGUGGCUUUGUGCUGCCCCCGCCUGGCACCGACCUCGUGUUCUUACGGGAGGGUGCAAGCAGUCCCGUGCAGGUGCCUGGCCCAGCUCCAGCCUCCACAGCGGCUCUGUUACAGGAGGCCCAGUGCCCUGGCCUGAGUUGGGUCGUGGCCUUACCCCAGGUGAAGCAAGAGAAGGCGGAUGCCCAGGAAGACUGGACACCGGGCACAGCCAUCCUGACUUCUCCUGUAUUGCUGCCUGGCUGCCCCAGCAAGGCAGUAGACCCAGGCCUGCCACCUGUGAAGCAAGAGCCACCUGACCCGGAGGAGGACAAGGAGGAGGAGAACAAGGAUGACCCCACCGCUGACUUGGCCCCAGAGGAGGAGGCAGGAGGGGCUGGCACGCCCGUGAUCACGGAGAUUUUCAGCCUGGGUGGAACCCGCCUCCGGGACACAGCAGUCUGGUUGCCAAGGUCCAAGGACCUUAAAAAACCUGGAGCUAGAAAGCAGUAGACUGGAGGCUUCUGCAGACUGUAGGACUCAAGGUGAUAUUUACAGACCGACUUUAUGAGAGACAACACUGAUCUGCUCAGAGGCUGGACCAUAGAUGGAUUGCCAGGGCUUGUGUGGGAGUCAGUAGGAACUGGGAAAACCUACCACCAAACCAGAGGAGCAGGCCUGUUCAGUACUUUGAGCUUAUAGAGGAAGUAAGCAGAAAAGGAAGGAAAAGAGUAGAAAGUUGGUGCACCUGCUCCAACCGGUGCAAAUCCCAAGAGCCUGAGAAGUGUGGAUAUUAAGGAUGGGGGAGUUGGGAUGGGAUGUAAUUAAAGCCACCUUCAGCCUAAACAAGCCAUCAUCAUAAAUAAUUUUAAAUACAUUUGGAUGAGACCUGGCCAUGACUCUAAACAUUUCCUCAGGGAGACAGCAGUUGGGAAUGUAAUGUGAAUAAAUGAGGAAAGGAACUGCUAUUUGGUGAGUUCCUCCCAUGGACCUAGUUUAGUCCUCAGAAACAUCUUUCUAGAAAGGCAUUGGUUUUGCCCAUUUUUGCAGACAGGAAAACUGAGAUGCAGAGAAACUACAUAACUUGUCCAGUGUCGAACAGCUAAUAUUGAUAGAGCCUAGAAUCAGACCCAGGUUGUAAAAGCCUUGUCCUAAGUUAAGCCACUAAACUGUUAACUAUAACCUAUAUCUAAUAGUGUGUAAUAAUGUUAUAUUAACGCAAGUUUCCAGUGACCUUGAAAACAAGGUGGAUUACUCUAAGCUUUAUAACAAAUCCCUUAACACUGCUGCCCUUAGGGUGGUUUAGGGAGCACCAAGCCAUUGUGGAUGGUGCCACCUUAUCAGAGCACCCGCAACUCCUGAGACUGGGUUCUUCCCAGGCCUUGGGUGCUGCAUAGGAUCCCUCUAACCCAAAGGGCAUCUUUCCCCAUUGGCGCUGCUUGUUACCGUCACUCCCCGUCCUCAGCCAAAGCAGCCUUCAGAAGUAAAGCUCCUGGCCUGGUUCAUCAUUCCUCACAACUCGAAUCCCCUGUCCCUUGGUGACCUUUGUGCUUGGUUUCUGCUCUCAGCCCCUAUCUACUAGGAGUCCGAGUUCCUGCUUCACGUCCUGCCUAAGGGCCAGUCUUGGCUCAGCCCUGCCUCACUUUCCAACUCUGCAUAAAGUGCCAAGAAAAUUAGACCUGUGCUUCAUUACUUAGUUAGCUUUACAGUGGCAGGACUGAGUGCAU
Molecule: messenger RNA, 4548 nt
Organism: Aethalodelphis obliquidens (Pacific white-sided dolphin)
Lineage: Eukaryota; Metazoa; Chordata; Mammalia; Artiodactyla; Delphinidae
Product: methyl-CpG-binding domain protein 1
Exons: 16
Coding region: 1943-3334 (463 amino acids)
Biological process (GO): negative regulation of transcription by RNA polymerase II; DNA methylation-dependent constitutive heterochromatin formation
Cellular component (GO): nucleus
Molecular function (GO): methyl-CpG binding; zinc ion binding
Source: RefSeq, a predicted model, not a curated record